AUGAAGGUCCAAAUCCUCCUCACAGCCGCUCUCAGCGCAACGGCCUUGGCUGAUCAAUGGCCCGGCGCCGAAAAGGAAUGCGGUCGUCUGGGUGCUAUGACCUGGGAUCCCAGCGAUCUACCUGAAGGUGUCGACCCCUCGCAGAUCCGUAAGUGCGCGGAUCAUCCAAUGGGAGCUGGCAAUUACUGGGGAUGGGGUGAAUACAUGCCUGACUGGAUUCCUCGUAACCCUCUGGCCGAUCUUGAGUGGACAUGGCCUCGUGGGCCAAAUUAUUAUCUCCGGGGACAGGGGGCGUGA
Messenger RNA from Fusarium sp. VM40, 297 nucleotides. The record is from the annotation of a GenBank genome assembly. Lineage: Eukaryota; Fungi; Ascomycota; Sordariomycetes; Hypocreales; Nectriaceae.